GGGCCUUUGCUGCCGUUUCGGAGCGCUGUCCAUCAAGUAGUUCCACGUUGAUUUACCUGCACCUGUUGCGGUGUUAUCGCAUCGUUUUUUUCUCUCUUUUUCUCCCCAUCGCCCUCAACGUUGGGGUGGUCAUAACCGUAUUCGCGCACGGGAAACAACGAGCAUCUCCGCUGCGUCUUUCGCCUACCCUUCGUUUGUCGGUAGAAGCUGUGAGUCACGGCGAAGAGAGCGCGCGGGAAAGAGAAAUACAAGAAGCAAAGCGUGUUCUUUUUCCUUGGUAUUCGCCCCCGUUCCGAUGACGUCAACCAACACCGUGGUGCAGGUGUACGUCAAGUGUAACAAGCUGAAGGACACCGAUGUGACCUCAAAAAGCGACCCCUACGCCGUGUUGUACGACACCACCAACGGAGGCCGUAUACGCGUCGGCCAGACGGAAGUCCUGAAGAACAACCUGAACCCGCAGUUUCAAACGUGCAUCCCCGUGGAUUACUUCUUCGAAAUUCGCCAAACAAUGCGCGUGGAGGUAUGGGACAAGGAUGUCCACAGCAAGGAUGACCCCCUCGGCAACGCGGAUUUCACCAUGGGCCAGCUGAUGUCCUCGCGUGGGUCCACGGUAACGUUAACCCUCGGUGGCAAGAGCACGGUGACGCUCACGGCCUCAUACGUUGGGACGCAGCGUGGCACCGUAGCUCUGACGUUCCGCGGCCGCGACUUGAAGAAGAUGGACCUGUUCAGCAAGUCGGAUCCGUACUUUAUACUGAGCCGGCAGCUGCCUGGUGGCCAGCGCGCACAGGUGUACAAGAGCGAGGUGAUUGACAAGACGCUGAAUCCGCAGUGGAAGACAACGCCGCCGCUGGAUCUCGCGAAGCUGUGCGGUGGUGACAUGGCGUCCCUGUCUAUUGUAUUUGAAUGUUUCGAUAAGGAUACGUUUAACGAUGAUAUGAUGGGCUCGUUUGCGGUUUCGGGCGAGCAGCUACUGGUGGCAGGCGGAAAAGAGUUCGAGCUGACCCUCAACAAGAAGGGGAAGACAAAGUCGUACGGCUUCAUCGCGAUUGACCGGUGCGACUACGUGAAGGGCUACAGCUUCCCAGAGUACCUGCAAGGCGGGUUACAGCUGAACAUCGCCUUCUCCAUCGACUUCACCGGGUCGAACGGACCGCCGAACGACCCGCGCUCGCUGCACUUCUACAACCCGCAACGGCCGAACAACUACAUCCGCGCGAUGCUGGCGGUGAGCGACGUGGUGCAGGAGUACGACAGCGACCGCAUGUUCCCCGCGUACGGCUUCGGCGCGAUUGCACCCUUCACCAACGGCACGAGCCACUUCUUUCCGCUGAGCGGCAACCCCGCGAACGCGUACCUGAGCGGGAUGCAGGCGGUGGUGGACACGUACGCGUCGCUGCUGCCGGUGCUGCGCUUCAGCGGGCCGACGAACUUCGCGCCGACGAUCCGCACGAUCACGGAUGGUGCGCGGCAGGCGCGUGGCGUGUACACGAUCCUGCUGAUACUGACGGACGGUGCGAUCACGGACAUGCAGGACACGAUCGACGCCAUCGUGGAGGCCGAUGACGCUCCUCUGUCCAUCGUGAUCAUCGGCAUCGGGCGAGCGGACUUCAGCUCGAUGGAGCAACUAGACAGCGACGGCGGUAUGCUCAGCGAUCGUCGUGGCCGUGUUGCCCGUCGUGACCUGGUGCAGUUUGUGCACUUCAACCAAUUCGAGGGGAAGGAUCCUUCUAUGCUUGCGGCGGCGGUGCUGAAGGAAGUUCCGCUGCAGGUGGAGAUGUGGGGCCGCAUUUGUGGCGUCAGUCCGUCUCACUGA
Messenger RNA from Leptomonas pyrrhocoris, 1819 nucleotides. Its product is annotated as copine i-like protein. The record is from RefSeq and is a predicted model, not a curated record. NCBI's taxonomy places the organism in Eukaryota, Euglenozoa, Kinetoplastea, Trypanosomatida, Trypanosomatidae. The transcript has a single exon. The coding region runs from base 296 to 1819 and encodes 507 amino acids. Gene Ontology annotation, cellular component: plasma membrane. Gene Ontology annotation, molecular function: calcium-dependent phospholipid binding. Gene Ontology annotation, biological process: cellular response to calcium ion.